Molecule: messenger RNA, 1875 nt
Organism: Adineta ricciae
Lineage: Eukaryota; Metazoa; Rotifera; Eurotatoria; Adinetida; Adinetidae
Source: the annotation of a GenBank genome assembly
AUGAUUGAAACGCCGCAUUCCUACCAUCAUCCAUACAAACCCAAACAGCGCUUUUCGCAUUAUAUCAAAACACCAGAUUUACAAAAUCUAUGCCCAGAUAUCGAAACAACGUGUCGAAAUGUGGAAAUCGACCAACCGACUCCGACAGCCGUCAUCCAUCAUCAUCAUUAUCUUUCACAACAAUCUACUCCAACUAUAACGGAAACAGCACAUCCACAUAAUGCAAAAGAAGAUUUCCGAUUGUCAUCAACGCCAACAACAUCGAUUAUUCCUCUAGCACAAUCGCAUGAUCUAAUGCGAUCGAAACCAUCUCCACCACUAACGCCUGUCAAAACUGAACCGAAUCUCGAGCCAAAACAACUAGUGGAGCAUCAAAAUAAUAAUGCUAACACCAUUGCAUCGUUAAUCAAAGCCAACUGCGGAAAAAUUCCGGGAUCAAUAACUGUACAUGUUCCAUGCUUAGUAUGUGGCGACGAAGCGAGUGGUUUUCAUUACGGUGUCAAUUCUUGUGAAGGUUGCAAGGGCUUCUUUCGUCGAUGUAUCACUCAGGGAAUGUCUCAUCGUUGUAACAAUACGGGUAAUUGUGACAUAACACCAUUUAGUCGAAAUUCAUGUCAAUACUGUCGAUUGAAAAAGUGUUUUGACGUUGGUAUGAGCCGUGAAGCAUCGCGACUCGGCCGGCGGCCUAAACGCCCACGAUCAGAUACAGUAAAUUUGAUCAAAAAUGAAAAAGAAUUCAGUUCGAUCCCGAUGAUGUCGCCGACGAAAACGUCCACCCUCGUUCGUCUACAGGAGAUACAACGGCAACAGCCGAAACAUUCUCUAAAUACGAACGAAGUUUUCCACAAACAACAAACGCCACCCGAAGAACGAGAUAAACAAUCUUCACCAACAAAUCGAACGGAUUCCGUUAGUUCUACUACAUCGAAUCUGCUAUCUUCACCGUACCGCGCACCAUCAGUUACAGUUGAAACACCGAAUUCUUCAACAUCGUCAUCUUCAACAUUUCCGGAGUGUCUUUUUCAACAUCGUCAGCCAAUUUCACUCGAUAUUCAUCGUGAAGUUGCUCGAAAGUUGACCUCGAUGUUGCUCUAUCAAGAGAAAUUGCUGACUGAUAUCGAAGUUAAAGAAAUGGAUCAUAUUGCUCAAGUUAUCAUCGGUGCUCAUCUACAAUUUUGUAUUUGUACAUUCGAGAAAAUUCAAGCCAAAAUCGAAGAAAAUCCACCCAUAUGGGCAGAUUCUGUGAGUGAUGAUCUCAAUUGUGAUCCCGCAUUAGUAUGGGCAAAUUGGCAAUUGAGUUUCCCAUUCGAAAGCAUCUUGCGAACAUUUAAAUAUUACACAUUUUUUCAACAAAUCUCACAGGAUGAUCAAAUUUGUUUGUUUCGACAUGGAGCUUUUGAAACAAUUCUUGUUAGCUGGUUUACUCUAUUCGAUGCUGAACAAAAACUAAUGCUCACACCAGAUUUUUCCGCUUAUAUGGAUCGAGACUUUAUUAAGACAAUCAAAACGUUAGGAAUUAUUAUGUUAGAAAUCUUUGACUUAGGAAUGAAGGCCAGCCAUCUCCGAUGGACGGAUAGUGAUAUUGCGCUAUUCAAUGCAUUGUUAUUGAUGAAUCCAGAACGACCAGAUCUGUGUGAUAAACAACUUGUUGGUCAAAUCGAAGCGAAAUUGAUGCAAGUGCUCUACAGACAUUUACGUUGCCACCAUCCAAAUGAGCCAAAUAUGUUUCUCGAUAUUCUUCAAUUGAUUCCCUCGAUUCAAGAAGUGAAUCAAAUUCACUUGAACGCUGUUCAAUACAUCAAACGACACGAACCACAGAUUUUCAAUUCUUUGCCUGACGUUCAUCGCGAAACAUACGAAGGUCUCUCGCCAUAA